AAGAACUAGUCUUUCCCGCCAAUUAACUAAUGCCGUGUUCAGUUGCGGAGCAAUACUCUCUCUUUUGUUCACGGCUUAGAAGCCGAAGAUUAGAUGAUUCUACUCUGCGAAUUCUGGAAUUCUUUUCCGCUUCCAAAGACACGAUGUCGUUGAUGGAUGUCAAAUCCGGAGUAAAAGAAUUACUCAGCUUUGAAUCUCUAUCUAUCAUUCGUGAAACUGUUGAGAAAACUGAUGAUCAAAAGCUUCUAGUCAUCGAGUUUCUUGUUCGAGCUUUUGCUCUUGUUGGAGACAUUGAGAGUUGCUUAGCUUUGAGAUAUGAGGCCUUGAAUUUUCGGGAACUGAAGUCUUUUAAUCAACCAAGGCUUCAAGUCUCACACGCGGAAUGGUUAAACUUCGCUGAGCAUUCAUUAAACGCUGGCUUUUUUUCAAUUGCUAUAAAGGCAUAUGAGCAAGCACUGUCAAGCCUUCAGCAGAGUGAUACUGCAAACUACACAUCACAUGGUUCCUCUAAAUGUGCGGAAGUUAUUGAGAAGAUAAAGAGACUCAAAGAUCAUGCUCUGAAAUCAGCUGGUUCCCAUUCUGUUCAGGCUCUCACAUCUGAGUAUUUGAAAAAGAGAGUAACUGAAAGGAACAGAAAGAUUUCUUCAUCCUGCACAAGAAAGUUUACGGCAAGCACUCUAUUCAGAAAUGGUAUCAGAAACCAUAAUGCAAAAAGGCUGCAUGAAUAUCAAGCUUUGGAGGGGUUAACCAGUGAAUCGUACAAAAUUCAGAUUCAUGAUCAGUCCUACAUAUAGUCUCCUUGCAUAUCCACCUGACUGGAUAAAUGUUCAGGCAAUAGGUUACUCGACCUUUUUAUCCAGAAGAUGAAGUGAACUGCUACAAACUUAUAGUUUCCAUGUCUGGGAGUGGAUCGGGGAGGCUCGCUGGCAAAAGAAAAGUGCUUCCACCGAAACUCCAGUUGAACUCAGUUCGGUGGAAGUCCAAGUCGCCUCUCCCCUUCUAACCGGUAUCUUCUAUCAAUAUCCAAAUUUCUGCUUCCAUCAUAAUGGCAAUAGCCACCGUUGUUUUUGGGGAAAUUUUCUAGCUCUUAUUUUAGCUGCUGAAUAUGACCAAAAAUCAAGGUGAUUAAAAUGCAAUGUGGCCCAGAUAUUGGGCGCCCUAUCUCUGGUCUUUCAUCCUUCAAAAUUACAUUAGAGAAUCGUUUCUAAAUGUAACUUGGAAAUUUCAAAUUUUUUAUGACAACUGUUUCGCCUAAUAUUGGAGAUUGGUAGAAUGUAGUCAGUGACCAGUGACCAUAUACCGUCAUGGUUAGAUGUAAGAGAAAAACUAAAAAUGCAAGUUU
This is a messenger RNA of Cucurbita moschata (crookneck pumpkin), 1342 nucleotides long. RefSeq lists its product as uncharacterized. The coding region runs from base 30 to 794 and encodes 254 amino acids. The transcript has 6 exons. Gene Ontology annotation, biological process: meiotic DNA double-strand break formation. Lineage: Eukaryota; Viridiplantae; Streptophyta; Magnoliopsida; Cucurbitales; Cucurbitaceae. The record is from RefSeq and is a predicted model, not a curated record.